CAUCUGGUCCGUAAUGGCGUCUUUGCCAAGGCAAUUGAGUUAAAACCCAUGCCUAUGAAGCAGGUUCAGAAGCAAGCCAAGCCGGACGACUCAACCGUGCUUCUGGAUGUGAUGGGGAUGAUGUGCGGCGCGUGCGUAUCACGCGUAAAAUCGAUCCUCUCCGCCGACAACAUGUUGACUGAGACAGCCGCACUGAAGCUGAAAUCGGCCGCUGCUGCUGUUGCGGAGGAGGGAAGUGCUGCUGAGUAGCUAGCUAAGAGGCUGACAGAUUGUGGACAAGAGAGCGUCGGGGCUUGGGAUUGAAGAUAAGGUGAAGGAAUGGAAGGAAAUGGUGGCGAAGAAGGAGGCUUUGCUUGUGGAGAUUCGGAACCGGGUGGCGUUUGCAUGGACUCUCUCGGCAUUCAUGUUGGUCAUGACUUGCUUUUUGAUGGUUUACAAGCAUUCAUGAUGGGAUCACCAAAUAUGAACCCUCUACUUGGCUUUGGUUCACUUGCUGCAUUUGCUAUAAGAGCUGUGUCACUUCUUAACCCUGAACUUCAAUGGGAUGCUUCAUUUUUUGAUAAACCGGUCAUGCUUCUUGGCUUUGUUCUGUUUGGCCAUUCUCUGGAGGAAAGGGCCAGGCCGAAAGCUUCUAGUGACAUGAAUGAGCUUCUGGAUAGUCCCAAAAAAAUUGAGGCCACUUCAAUUGGGUCCAACUCGACAAUUUCCAAGAUAGUUAUCAUGGUUGAGGAUGCUCAAGGCUGUGAAGCACCGAUCCGGAUUGCAGAUUCAAUUGCCAGACCAUUUGUGUAUAGUUUAAUGACUUUAUCAGCUACAACAUUUGCUUUUUUGGUUGUGUCUUGCCCUUGUGCUUUAGGCCUUGCAACACCCACUGCAAUUCUAGUUGGCACUUCACUUGGUAAAUCAUCAACUUCACUUUGCUUUUUACUCACUGCAUUUGUUCCCAUGUUAAUAUAUAUGCCCAACAUUGAGGGCCCUAUCUCAAUCUUUUAUUGCUGGCUUCCUUGGAGGGACCUCAGCAAGAAGGUUAUGAAAUAG
Ipomoea nil (Japanese morning glory) is the source of this 1038-nucleotide messenger RNA. Its product is annotated as copper-transporting ATPase PAA2, chloroplastic-like. NCBI's taxonomy places the organism in Eukaryota, Viridiplantae, Streptophyta, Magnoliopsida, Solanales, Convolvulaceae. Gene Ontology annotation, biological process: copper ion homeostasis. The transcript has 7 exons. The coding region runs from base 319 to 1038 and encodes 239 amino acids. Gene Ontology annotation, molecular function: P-type divalent copper transporter activity; copper ion binding. The record is from RefSeq and is a predicted model, not a curated record. Gene Ontology annotation, cellular component: membrane.